CCCAGGAAGGAAGGGGGCGGCCGCAGGGGCCGGAACCGCGCGACCUGGAACCCGGGGCCUUUUUUGAUUGCCGGCCGCGCCCCGCGCAAGUGCCGGCGUUCGAGACCCGCCCCAGCGCGCGUGGGCGCCAACUUCGCGGGGACCCCCAGCGACGCGCCCCCCUCGACGAAGUUAUACGGAAGCGUCUCCUCAUUGAUGGAGAUGGUGCUGGAGAUGAUCGGAGAAUUAAUCUGCUAGUGAAGAGUUUCAUUAAAUGGUGCAACUCUGGGUCCCAGGAAGAGGGAUAUAGCCAGUACCAACGUAUGCUGAGCACGCUGUCUCAAUGUGAAUUUUCAAUGGGCAAAACUUUACUUGUAUAUGAUAUGAAUCUCAGAGAAAUGGAAAAUUAUGAAAAAAUUUACAAGGAAAUAGAAUGUAGCAUAGCUGGAGCACAUGAAAAAAUUGCUGAGUGCAAAAAGCAAAUUCUUCAAGCAAAACGAAUACGAAAAAAUCGCCAAGAAUAUGAUGCUUUGGCAAAAGUGAUUCAGCACCAUCCAGACAGGCAUGAGACAUUAAAGGAACUAGAGGCUCUGGGAAAAGAAUUAGAGCAUCUUUCACACAUUAAAGAAAGUGUUGAAGAUAAGCUGGAAUUGAGACGGAAACAGUUUCACGUUCUUCUUAGUACCAUCCAUGAACUUCAGCAAACAUUGGAAAAUGAUGAAAAACUCUCAGAGGUAGAAGAAGCUCAGGAAGCAAGCAUGGAAACAGAUCCUAAGCCAUAGACAGGCUAAUUGCCCACCACUCCCAGGAAUAUUGAAAUAGCUACAUGACCAUAAUGUGUUUAAAAUGUGGUAUGCUCUUGAGAUAUUUAAAGUUUUGGCAGUAAAAUACUCUGUUUUUAAGUAUGAAUGUAUUUCAUUCAUGUUUCCUCACACAAAGGAAAAUGACUUCAGUAUAGAUUUGUUUUUAUUAAAAUGCAUUUUUUAUUCUUAAGUGGUAGGAAGCAACAUCCAAAAAUGCUUAAUAAAAUGCUUUUAAGCUGCA
Gorilla gorilla gorilla (western lowland gorilla) is the source of this 1023-nucleotide messenger RNA. RefSeq names its product THO complex subunit 7 (gene THOC7). Gene Ontology annotation, biological process: mRNA export from nucleus; mRNA processing. The transcript has 8 exons. Gene Ontology annotation, cellular component: THO complex part of transcription export complex. Lineage: Eukaryota; Metazoa; Chordata; Mammalia; Primates; Hominidae. The record is from RefSeq and is a predicted model, not a curated record. Bases 303 to 761 code for a protein of 152 amino acids.